GAGUGGAGGCCCAGUAAAAGAAGUUGAUUUUUGCUGUGAACAGCAAUAUCGUCUCCUCUCGAUUAUCCAUCCAUGGGCACCAUUACAUUUACUACUACUGCUUUUGCUACCAGAAUUGGCUGCCAUCUUCAAACCUCCAACUUCAACCUCACUUUCUUCCCUUCCAACCUCUCAACCUCCGCUCUCCUGAAGCAUUCAUCACCUACAAUGUCCGCCAAUUCUCUCCAAGUCAACGCUUCCUCCGCCAUUGAUGUUCCAAGUGAAGAAUUGGGGGCUUCAUCUAGGGGUAACAUUGGAGCGAACGACCUGCUGAUUGUUGGACCUGGUGUGCUUGGUCGUUUAGUGGCUGAAAAAUGGAGAGAGGAAUACCCAGGCUGUCAGAUAUAUGGGCAGACAGUGACGACCAAUCACCAUGAUGAACUCAUUAAAUUGGGAAUUAAUCCAUCUUCCAAACAAACCAAGCUGACUUACAAGUUCCCUUAUGUUAUAUUCUGUGCUCCUCCAUCUCAGACUGAAGACUACGCUGGUGACAUUAGGGAGGCUGCAUUAAAUUGGAAUGGUGAAGGUUCCUUCCUAUUUACUUCAAGCUCUGCACCAUAUGACUGCUUUGACAAUGGAGCAAUAAACGAGGAUGGCCCCGUAGUACCAAUUGGGAGGAGUGCUAGAACCGAUGUACUUCUCAAGGCAGAGAAAGUAGUGCUGGACUUUGAUGGCUGUGUAGUUAGAUUGGCUGGCCUUUACAAAGCAGAUAGAGGUGCACAUAUAUACUGGUUACAUAAAGGGAGCUGUGAUAUUCGCCCCGACCACAUCCUCAAUCUUAUUCAUUAUGAGGAUGCAGCUUCAUUGUCAGUUACCAUCUUGAAGAAGAGACUUCGUGGUCGGAUCUUUUUGGGCUGUGACAACCACCCUGUAUCCAGGCAGGAAGUGAUGGACUUAGUCGAGAAAAGUGGAAAGUUUGAUAAGAAGUUUGAGGGUUUCACAGGAACUAGUGAUCCUUUAGGGAAGAAGUUAAACAACUCAAAGACUCGUGCUGAACUAGGAUGGGAGCCCAAAUAUCCAAGCUUUGCUCAGUUCCUUGGAGUUUCAGAAUAAUUGCUGCUACAUCUAUAACCUCUUCGAAUAAUUGAAGUAAUUAGGUCCAUUUUCACAUUUACUUUUUGAUGCAAGCAUGCAUUAUGCUGCUUUCAUAUUCAUACUAAAACUACAGGAUCCUUUUUUGUGUGUAUUUAGCUACAAUCUGUGACUAGUAUAUAUAGCACAUUAUGGGAUUGGUAUCUAUGUACAGCCUCUACUGCAAUUUUUCAUUCCAAUAGCUCGAAUUCAAAACCUC
Molecule: messenger RNA, 1330 nt
Organism: Solanum stenotomum
Lineage: Eukaryota; Viridiplantae; Streptophyta; Magnoliopsida; Solanales; Solanaceae
Exons: 9
Coding region: 73-1092 (339 amino acids)
Source: RefSeq, a predicted model, not a curated record